Tachysurus fulvidraco (yellow catfish) is the source of this 3393-nucleotide messenger RNA. RefSeq names its product von Willebrand factor A domain-containing protein 7-like. The record is from RefSeq and is a predicted model, not a curated record. The transcript has 16 exons. Lineage: Eukaryota; Metazoa; Chordata; Actinopteri; Siluriformes; Bagridae. The coding region runs from base 95 to 2851 and encodes 918 amino acids.
UAUGUUUCAACAAGCAUACUGCACAAAGCAAAAGCACAGAGGAACAUACAGAAGUCCACUAGAAUCUUCUAGAUUUUAAGCAUUAAGUUACACGAUGAGCACAACAAAUAUGCAAAUCAAGUCACUGAUUUAUAUACAUUUCAUGUUGAUCCUAAUGACAAGUCAGACUUUGACCUUUAAAAUUCUUUGGACAAAGUCAAAGACGCAUCAGGACAUAACCCGUGACGCAGUUUUACAGACAAUAGUUGAUAUCUGCAGAUUGCGAAUGCUCCAGAUGGGGCAAAAUUUUGUUGAGCCAGGAGUACUGACAGUAAACUCAGUAGCAGAAAGCUGUUACUCAUCUGAUUCAGCCAAAGAUUUUCAAGAGAGCAUUGAUAAGAUAAAUAAACACAAUGUCUGGAUCGACUAUAAGCAUAUUUUUACAGGAAGUUACCAUUUUGACAAUGAGGAGUUUUUGUCUGGGCGGAAUCUUAUUACUGAAGGGGUUUCUGUGGUCAAAUCCAGUGUCAAGCAAAAGAGCUAUCAAGCUGCUAAACGAGCCCUUGGUAAAGUCCUACACACAUUGCAGGAUUUCUACAGUCAUAGUAACUGGAUUGAACUGGGAAAAACAGGACCAUAUUCCAAUCUGAUUAAACCAGACACCCCAAUUAACAACAUAGCAGAUUCAAAAACCUGCAGGAAAUGUACUCGGAAAGACUGUAAAGAUAACAUUCUGGAAGAGAUCAUUGCCCAGCAGAAACUAACAUCGGGAUAUUUUGGCUUUUACAGACCAACAGGAAAGUGCAGUCAUGGAGGAAUACUUGAUCCAUCAAGUUGGUGGUAUGGUGGCAUAAAUAAGGAUUCUUCAGACUCUAGCCAUGGUCAUCUACAUGAAACAGCAGCAUUUGUAGCCACUGCUGCUACCAGAGAACUACUGCAGAACAUCAGAGCUGCUGUUGGAGAUACUGAGUUUCUUAGACUGAUGGGAUUCAGCCAGACUUCAGUGCUGUCUUUUGUCGUAGACACCACUAGCAACAUGUCAGAAGACAUUGAGGAGGUCAGGAGAGUUACAUCAUUCAUCAUUGACAGCAAAACAGACACAGAAGCUCAGCGUUCAGAAUACAUCCUGGUACCAUUUAAUGACCCUGACUAUGGCCCAAAUUUUAGAACAACUGAUCCUGGUUUAUUUAAAAAGAAACUCACUGCACUUAUGGCUGAAGGUGGAAGAGAUGUUCCAGGAGAUGUUCCAGAAAUGUGUCUCUCAGGACUCCAGCUGGCACUCACUACAUCUCCACCACAGACAGAGAUUUUUGUUUUCACGGAUGCUGAUGCAAAAGAUGAAAUGUUGAAAAAUACUAUAUUGGCCCUUAUUGAGAGAACAAAGUCUGUAGUGAAUUUUAUGCUAACUAAAGCCAUUAGUUCUCAGCAAGUUUCAUCUCAUGUCUACCAUGACCUGGCUCAGGCUUCUGGAGGACAUGUUAUUGAGGUCACCAAAGGAGCAUUGCCCCAAGCUUCUAAAAUUAUUCCAGUUACCUCCAGAGCUACACUGGUCAAUAUAUUCCAGGCUGUACGAAACCCAGGAAAAGUUGAGAAAUUCUCAGCUUUUGUGGAUGAUUCUGUGCAAAACCUGACAAUCUUCAUUACAGGCAACUCUCUAGAUUAUACCAUCAGUAGUCCCUCAGGAGUCUCACAGAGCAGCACUGAACUGAAUGGGGCUUUGGGGCUUUUUCAGAAAGCUGGUAACUUCCACAUAGUGCAACCAAAUAUUGCAGAGCGGACUGGAUGGUGGGUUUUUGACUUUAAAUCAACACAGCCCUACAGCAUCAGAGUUGUUGGUCAAAGCAAUGUUGAUUUCCUGUUUGAUUUUGUUGAACUUUCACAAGAAAGCUAUGGUGUAUUAAACAGCCGACCUGCAGCAAACACCAAUAUCACCCUGCUGGUGACCAUGGUUGGUGGGGAGAGUGUGAGGCCUACAGAGUUGUCUCUGGUUGAAGCAUUGAAUUCAAACUCUAUUAAUGGGUCACUAGAAGAGGUAGCUAGUGGCCAGUACUUAGUGACCUUCAACAGCAUCCCAGCAGGAGAGUUUACUGUUCGGCUGGUUGGACAAAUCAGUUCCUCUAGAUCUUCAAAUAUCAACUUGCAGAGACAGUCACCAACUCGAUUCCAAACAUCAACUGUGACCAUUACUACUCCACCUGUUGGAACAAUGGAACCUGGAAAACAAUUCACUCUGCCUUACUUAGUUGCAACCCAGGGCUCUGGUGGAACCUUUAAAAUGAAUGUAAACAGUGAUCACAAUUUUGAGACUUUCUAUAACACAUUCAUAGCUCUGGAGAAUGGGGGCAGUGCAAAUGGCACAGUAAACCUGACUGUCCCUGAAAAUACUCCCUCUGGAACUGAUGUAACUGUGACAAUUGAAGCUGAAGCCCCUGAUGGAAGUGACUUCAACUAUGCUGUGCUGCAUCUUUCUGUCAUUGCUCCGAUAACGGAUAUUACUCCUCCAGUGUGCAAGGCAGUUACCAUAAAUUCUGAAUGCUCAGGCAACUGCAAGCUCUCCUCCUGGUACCUCACUGCCAACAUGACUGAUGGGUCAGGUAUUCAAACUGUGAGAGUUCUCCAAGGAAAUGGUACUACUGUGCUCAGUGAAACAGGGAUGAAUAUCACAAUGGUAAACUACAGCUCCUCUUGCUGUUUCCAAGAGUUGGAGAUGGUUGCUGUGGAUACAGUGGGAAAUGUUGCCACCUGCUUCAAAUCUCUGAGAGCUACAGCUGCACCAAGCUUACUCACUUAUGGUGGAGAUUUUUUCUUGAUUUUACCAAUUUGCCUUUGUAUGAAUAUAGUUACCUUACUUUUCCAAUUCAUGCAGCUCUAAAAACAUUAUAUUUUAGCCUACUGCAUAUAAUACCCUUUGAGUAAUGCUUUUAUACAUGUAGAAGUAAAUGCUUUUAAGUUUGUUAAGAAGAAGAAGGAAAUAAAUAUCAAAGGGCUCGCAAUUUUUACUUUUAUAAAUAAACUUUUUAUUUUAAUUAAAACAAACAUUUUAAGUCAAAACAUAAAAAAUAUUUUUAAAUGACUGGGUAAUGUUGUGUAUGUGCUAGAUUUAAAAUAAAAAAAGUUAAUUGAUUUUACAAUAUAUUAUAUCUACAUGCAGUAUAGCAUUAUAAGAUUAAUAAUUUUAUUUAUUACUAAAAAAGAGUAAUUUUGUAGGUUCUAGUAUAGAGUUCAUGUUUGAAUUUGUAUGAGGGAUAGUUAAUAAAAUGUAUUAAUUGUAUAUGUUUUAAUUAAAUUGAAUUACUUUCUGGUACUAUAAUUGAAACUAGACAUACAGAUAUGAUGGCUGGAUGUUACUUGUACAAGUUUAUUUGAGCCUUGUUGUGCAUAUACCUGUACAUUAAAUGUGUCUUUUUCACUCUU